Acanthopagrus latus (yellowfin seabream) is the source of this 4450-nucleotide messenger RNA. RefSeq names its product rasGAP-activating-like protein 1. The transcript is spliced from 23 exons. The record is from RefSeq and is a predicted model, not a curated record. Gene Ontology annotation, molecular function: GTPase activator activity. Lineage: Eukaryota; Metazoa; Chordata; Actinopteri; Spariformes; Sparidae. Gene Ontology annotation, biological process: cellular response to calcium ion; regulation of GTPase activity; intracellular signal transduction. The coding region runs from base 390 to 2858 and encodes 822 amino acids.
CUUCCAUUCACUCCGAUGAGGACCCCUAAGUAGCUGCCCGUGUGGAUGCCUGUCUGUAAUGGCGCUUGAAGUAGCCUGGUGUGUUCGCCAGAUGGCGCCUAUUAUCUAAGAAGAGACGCUCCAGAGGCUCAAACACUUACCAGAGCUGCUUAAGGUCGGACGUCGCUAAAAGCCCGCACAUCUUCCCGCAUCGUGUCCCACAGUGUUCGACCUGCCGCACUGACAGGGAUGGAUGCAUGCGCGCCUGUGUCGCGCGCUACUGGUGGGCUGCGCGCCGUCACGCGCUGAAGGUGCCACGAAAUGAAGAAAACUCAGAGGGGAGACCGCUGUUUAUAAGAGCGCGUAUGGGAACAUAGGAGGACCUGGAUUAAUAGCUCACUCCGCUCAAAAUGGCCAGAAACACAUCUCUGUAUUUCAGAAUUGUCGAGGGCAGGAACCUCCCCGCCAAAGACGUCUCCGGAACCAGCGAUCCAUACUGCAUUGUUAAGGUCGACAAUGAAGUUGUGGCCAGGACCGCCACUGUAUGGAAGAACCUGAAUCCUUUCUGGGGUGAAGAGUACACCCUGCACCUCCCCAUGGGGUUCCACUCACUGUCCUUUCACGUCAUGGACGAGGACACGAUUGGCCACGAUGAUGUUAUUGGAAAGAUAACUCUGAGUAAAGACGCCAUUGGAUCUCAAGCUAAAGCCAACUCAGCAAGGUUAGACAGCUGGGUGAACCUGACGAGGGUCGACCCUGAUGACGAAGUCCAGGGAGAGAUCCACCUGAGUCUGGAGCUGCUGAAAGAUGCAGAGAAGAUCAGCCUGCGGUGUAAAGUCAUUGAAGCCAGAGACUUGGCUCCGAGAGACAUUUCUGGAACCUCUGAUCCAUUUGGAAGAGUUAUUUUCAACAACCACAGUGCAGAGACCUCGAUUAUCAAGAAGACCCGUUUCCCUCACUGGGGAGAGACCCUGGAGCUGGAGCUGGACCCAGCGGAGCUGAGCGAGGAGGGUAGUGUGACCGUGGAAGUCUGGGACUGGGACAUGGUGGGCAAGAAUGACUUUCUUGGAAAGGUGGAAAUCCCUUUUGCUUGUUUGCACAAGACACCUCUGUUAGAGGGCUGGUUUCGUUUGCUGCCCUUGGGAAACAAUGAGGUUGACGCUGGUGGCAAGCUGGGGGCUCUGCGACUGAAGGUGCGUUUGGUGGAGGAUCGGAUCUUGCCGUCAGUGUACUAUCAGCCCCUCAUUCACCUUCUGGUGGAGUCUGUCAUCUCCCCCACAGAGGUGGAGGACAGCAGUGCGCUGACCAUGCUGGAGGAGGUGACCACGGUCGAGAGCCGGCAGGAUGUAGCCAUGACCCUGGUGAAGAUCUAUCUGGGCCAGGGCUUGGUGGUGCCAUUCCUGGAUUAUCUUAACACCCGGGAGGUCAACCACACCACUGAUCCAAACACUUUGUUUCGCUCCAACUCCCUUUCCUCCAAGGCCAUGGAACAGUUCAUGAAGGCUGUUGGCAUGCUGUAUUUGCAUGAGGUGCUGAAGCCCAUCAUCAACCGCAUCUUUGAUGAGAAGAAGUACAUCGAGCUGGACCCAUGUAAGAUCGACCUGAACCGCACGAGACGGAUUUCAUUUAAGGGUGCCGUGUCAGAGCAAGAGGUGCGGGACAGUAGUGUGGAGAUGCUGCAGAGCUACUUGACCAGCAUCAUUGAAUCAAUCGUGGGCUCCGUCGAUCAGUGUCCUCCUGUCAUGAGAGUGGCCUUCAAGCAGCUACACAAGAGAGUGGAGGAGCAAUUUGCUGAACCUGAGAAUGAGGAUGUGAAGUAUCUGGCCAUCAGUGGCUUCUUCUUCCUGCGUUUUUUUGCUCCUGCUAUCCUCACACCGAAAUUGUUCCAGCUGAGGGAUCAGCAUGCUGAUACGCGUACGAGCAGAACUCUGCUGCUACUGGCCAAGGCUUUACAGAGUGUCGGGAACCUGGGCCUUCAACUGGGUCACGGGAAGGAGCAGUGGAUGGCGCCUCUUCAUCCCAUCAUCCUCCGCAGUGUGGCCUCCGUCAAAGACUUCCUGGAUAAGCUGAUCGACAUAGAUCACGACAUUGUGUCGGAGGUGCCACAGAGGGCUGUCUUCAUGCCCUCAGUCACCGUUAAAGAGGGGCUCCUCCACAAAUACAAGGCAGAGGGACCCCAGCUGCUCUCCCGCUUCGCCUUCAAGAAACGCUACUUCUGGUUGACGAGCGAGACGCUGUCCUACGCCAAAACACCUGACUGGCAGGUGCGCUCCUCGAUCCCCAUUCAGUGUGUGUGCGCCGUGGAGAGGGUGGAUGAAAAUGCCUUUCAGCAGCAGAAUGUAAUGCAGGUCAUCACCCAGGACAACGACGGGCAGCUGCACACCAUGUACAUCCAGUGCAAGAAUGUGAAUGAGUUGAACCAGUGGCUGUCUGCGAUCAGGAAAGCCAGCAUCUGCAAUGAGCGCAUGCUGCCCUCUUUCCACCCGGGGGCUCAUCGCAGUGGCAAGUGGACCUGCUGCCUGCAGGCGGACCGUGCUGUUACAGGCUGCAGUAGAACCCACUCAGCUGUGACUCUGGGAGACUGGAGUGACCCACUGGAUCCUGACGUAGAGACGCAGACCAUAUACAAGCAGCUUCUCCAGGGCAGAGACAAACUCAGGAAAAAACACCUGGAGGUACCUGACGGUGAUCAGACAUCCAGCAAUAAAGACAACUCUGACAUUCUCCCAGGUGGUGCAGAGUGCAACGUUCAGCUAAUGAAGUCAGGUCAGAGCGUUGCAGCUCGGCUGUUGUCGGUGAUAGAGGAUCUGGAGCAGACUCACGCCACUUUCCAGCGCAGAGAAAAAGAGGACGGCACCAGUGUCAUCCUGAAUCCCUAGACUCGACACAGACUGGAGCCCCAGUAGAAGAGGGGGGUGGGGCCCAGCAUCCUGAACAGACAUGAGCAAAGCAUCAGAAAUCCACUUUGUUGACUGUCAGGGAGAAUUAAAGUGGCCACAGGAUGCCACCUCCUCCAGCCUUUAGGUAUAUUUGCUCCUGUAAAGAGCAGAGGGAAUCCUGCCACUUUGAAUAUUUUUGUAUUCUCCAAGUGCCACCGGCUUCAACAGCGCCGGCUGGGGAGAGAUUAUGAUACUUGAUGAUAAAGAGGGCCGAGGGACUUUGAAGCAUGAUCUGACUCGAUAUUUUUUAUGUAGAUAACAAGCAAUCCCUUGCAUGGCCUGCCUGCAUCCACUUGUUGUGAAAUGUGAAAAGAAGCUUUUAUAUUUUGAGAUACUGUACAGGACCUCGGUCACACAUUUUUAUGCAAAAAAGCUUGUUGUAGUGUAAUCUACAGUACCUGAAUGUAAGGUGUUUUGAUAUUUUGCUUUUAUCAACGUUUAGUUUUUCUAUUGGGUCAAUUUAUCACCAUGGUUGAAAAUGUAGCAGUGACAUUAACAGUAUAGGUCAAACCACCAUGAGUUUAUGAAAUGCUGCUGCACAUGCCACAUUAUGACGCUGCCUGUACAGUAAGCAAAAUUAAUAUGAUUUUAAUCGUUGCUUUGGUCCCUUUAUACAAACCAAUGUGCUUUUGUUUGGUGCUAUGGCCAGUCAACUUAAACGUUUGGUUCUGAUGUAAUUUGCAUACUAAAAUGUCCUUACUUACUUAAUGUAGCUAUUUCUAAAGUCGUAAGGGUAAUACUUACCCUUCCAUACAUAUAAAAGAUCAGUCUUUAAUAUAACAGAGGCAAUAGAAGUUACAAUGAUGUGAGAUGUUCCUAUUUGAUACAUUUCCAUUUUGUUAAGAUUUUGGUGCCACUAUAUUGGGCUCGCAGGUGUCAAGAUAUGUUUGAGAUGCCAAAUUUGUUUUUAAAAAUGUUUAAAAUUUUAAUAUUUAAACACUUGAAUCACACAAGGACACACAAACUGUACGCAGACAUGCUGUAAAGCCAUUUUUCCGGUCAUGAUCGGUGCCUUUUUCCCGUAAACGGAGAAGGUCAGUGAUUGUAAUGGAGAUCAGAUCUGUGAUCUCUCACAUCGCCUCUGCAGGCCGCCCUGCCUGAGGAGCUGUUUAGAUUAUAUCCUGGUGCAGCUACUGUAGAGUCUGUCUUUCUUUUAGAGGAACAACUGUGGACUAGCUAUGUGUGGGAUCAACAUUUCUACUGCCUUAGAUGUAACACUGUUGUACACAUUCCAGACAUGACAAUCAGUAGGCUACGUUCAUACAGCGUUUUUGAUGUUUGCUGCACUACAACAUUUGUUUAAGUGAUUUGCCACUUCAGGUCGAUCACGCAAUCUUUAAAACUAGAGUAAACACCAGAUGUUGCUUGUGAAUCUUGGUAUUCCCUGAAAGAGGGCUUUUAUUUUGAAAAAGAAAGAAGGGAAAACACUACUGCCUGUACUUUAUUUUGCAAACCCACCAUGAUGGUUUGUUCCAAGUGGAUUGUUACUGUGAACUAAACAACUGUACUGUUCAGUAAACUCUUACAGCUUA